Messenger RNA from Sphaerodactylus townsendi, 1722 nucleotides. Its product is annotated as basic proline-rich protein-like. Lineage: Eukaryota; Metazoa; Chordata; Lepidosauria; Squamata; Sphaerodactylidae. The annotation marks the transcript as partial. The record is from RefSeq and is a predicted model, not a curated record. The transcript is spliced from 3 exons.
CCCCCCCCACCCCCCCCCCCCCCCACCCCCCCCCCCCCCCACCCCCCCCCCCCCCCACCCCCCCCCCCCCCCACCCCCCCCCCCCCCCACCCCCCCCCCCCCCCACCCCCCCCCCCCCCCACCCCCCCCCCCCCCCACCCCCCCCCCCCCCCACCCCCCCCCCCCCCCACCCCCCCCCCCCCCCACCCCCCCCCCCCCCCACCCCCCCCCCCCCCCACCCCCCCCCCCCCCCACCCCCCCCCCCCCCCACCCCCCCCCCCCCCCACCCCCCCCCCCCCCCACCCCCCCCCCCCCCCACCCCCCCCCCCCCCCACCCCCCCCCCCCCCCACCCCCCCCCCCCCCCACCCCCCCCCCCCCCCACCCCCCCCCCCCCCCACCCCCCCCCCCCCCCACCCCCCCCCCCCCCCACCCCCCCCCCCCCCCACCCCCCCCCCCCCCCACCCCCCCCCCCCCCCACCCCCCCCCCCCCCCACCCCCCCCCCCCCCCACCCCCCCCCCCCCCCACCCCCCCCCCCCCCCACCCCCCCCCCCCCCCACCCCCCCCCCCCCCCACCCCCCCCCCCCCCCACCCCCCCCCCCCCCCACCCCCCCCCCCCCCCACCCCCCCCCCCCCCCACCCCCCCCCCCCCCCACCCCCCCCCCCCCCCACCCCCCCCCCCCCCCACCCCCCCCCCCCCCCACCCCCCCCCCCCCCCACCCCCCCCCCCCCCCACCCCCCCCCCCCCCCACCCCCCCCCCCCCCCACCCCCCCCCCCCCCCACCCCCCCCCCCCCCCACCCCCCCCCCCCCCCACCCCCCCCCCCCCCCACCCCCCCCCCCCCCCACCCCCCCCCCCCCCCACCCCCCCCCCCCCCCACCCCCCCCCCCCCCCACCCCCCCCCCCCCCCACCCCCCCCCCCCCCCACCCCCCCCCCCCCCCACCCCCCCCCCCCCCCACCCCCCCCCCCCCCCACCCCCCCCCCCCCCCACCCCCCCCCCCCCCCACCCCCCCCCCCCCCCACCCCCCCCCCCCCCCACCCCCCCCCCCCCCCACCCCCCCCCCCCCCCACCCCCCCCCCCCCCCACCCCCCCCCCCCCCCACCCCCCCCCCCCCCCACCCCCCCCCCCCCCCACCCCCCCCCCCCCCCACCCCCCCCCCCCCCCACCCCCCCCCCCCCCCACCCCCCCCCCCCCCCACCCCCCCCCCCCCCCACCCCCCCCCCCCCCCACCCCCCCCCCCCCCCACCCCCCCCCCCCCCCACCCCCCCCCCCCCCCACCCCCCCCCCCCCCCACCCCCCCCCCCCCCCACCCCCCCCCCCCCCCACCCCCCCCCCCCCCCACCCCCCCCCCCCCCCACCCCCCCCCCCCCCCACCCCCCCCCCCCCCCACCCCCCCCCCCCCCCACCCCCCCCCCCCCCCACCCCCCCCCCCCCCCACCCCCCCCCCCCCCCACCCCCCCCCCCCCCCACCCCCCCCCCCCCCCACCCCCCCCCCCCCCCACCCCCCCCCCCCCCCACCCAACAAGUUGGCAAGUCAGUAUAAGAAAGAGCCUGAAUGCCACGACUUUGUGUCUGCUGCAGGUAUUUCCCAAUUCCUGGCGCCGGCAACCCAACUCCUGUACCGUUUUUUCAGAAGUUCUGAAGAGGCUCUGGGUUCUUACGAUCUUUCCUUACAGGAAUGUGUCCUGAGAUGGCUGAAGAUUUGCAUCACUAAAGCUCCCGUGGUCCCCCCGUGGGAAUAA